This is a messenger RNA of Theobroma umbraticum, 1614 nucleotides long. Its product is annotated as Glycine cleavage T-protein family. Gene Ontology annotation, biological process: glycine catabolic process. The record is from RefSeq and is a predicted model, not a curated record. Gene Ontology annotation, molecular function: aminomethyltransferase activity; protein binding. Gene Ontology annotation, cellular component: glycine cleavage complex; mitochondrion. Lineage: Eukaryota; Viridiplantae; Streptophyta; Magnoliopsida; Malvales; Malvaceae.
GAUUUGGCACAGAAACCCCUCGGCCACCCACUACUUCACUACCAACCAUCUCUUCAUUUUUUUUUUAAUAUUUACCAAUAUUUCUUUUAUAUAUAUAAUAUCUUUCACACAUAUUAAAAAAGGGUAUCCUUUUUUAUUAUCUCUGCCCUCUUUUAUUAUCUCUUAGCGCAGAGUUAGCGGAGAAAUGCUCUUUUGUGCUCUCUGAAUUGCUCUCGAUUGAAGAAGAAGAAGAAGAACGUAAAGAAGGGUUCUUUUAUUUCAACUUAAGAAGAUGAGGGGAAGUCUUUGGCAGCUUGGGCAAUCAAUUACACGUCGUCUUGCUCAGGCUGACAAGAAGGCUGUAACACGUCGAUACUUUGCUUCAGAGGCUGAUCUGAAAAAGACUGUUCUUUAUGAUUUCCAUGUUGCUCAUGGUGGGAAGCUGGUCCCAUUCGCUGGAUGGAGCAUGCCCAUUCAGUACAAGGACUCAAUCAUGGACUCUACUAUUAAUUGCAGGCAGAAUGGUGGACUCUUUGAUGUAUCCCAUAUGUGUGGGCUGAGCCUUAAGGGAAAGGACUGUGUUCCAUUCCUCGAAAAGCUCGUCAUUGCCGAUGUUGCUGGGCUUGCCCAUGGAACAGGAACUCUGACUGUCUUUACAAAUGAGAAGGGAGGGGCAAUUGAUGAUUCCGUGAUCACCAAGGUGAAGGAUGAUCACAUAUACCUGGUUGUGAAUGCAGGCUGCAGGGAUAAGGAUCUGGCUCACAUUGAAGAGCAUAUGAAGGCAUUCAAGGCCAAAGGUGGGGAUGUCUCAUGGCACAUCCAUGAUGAGAGAUCUCUUCUAGCUCUCCAGGGUCCUCUUGCUGCCCCAGUUCUCCAACAUCUGACAAAGGAUGAUUUGAGUAAGUUAUAUUUUGGGGAAUUCCGAAUAUUGGAUAUCAACGGUGCAACGUGCUUUCUCACUCGGACAGGGUACACUGGUGAGGAUGGAUUUGAAAUCUCAGUUCCUUCAGAGAAUGCCGAGGAUCUUGCUAAAGCAAUCUUGGAGAAAUCUGAAGGGAAGGUUAGGUUGACAGGACUUGGAGCUCGAGACAGUCUCCGACUUGAAGCUGGGCUGUGUCUAUAUGGUAACGACAUGGAACAACAUAUAACACCUGUGGAGGCUGGACUGACAUGGGCUAUAGGGAAAAGGAGGAGAGCAGAAGGCGGAUUCCUAGGUGCUGAGGUAAUCCUCAAACAACUGGCAGAGGGUCCAUCAAUCAGGCGUGUUGGCUUCAUCUCCACCGGCCCACCUCCAAGAUCCCACAGUGAGAUUCAGGAUGAGAAAGGAAGCAACAUUGGCGAAAUCACCAGUGGAGGAUUUAGCCCCUGCCUCAAGAAGAACAUAGCAAUGGGAUACGUGAAAUCUGGGUUACACAAGGCAGGCACCAAAGCUAAGAUUUUGGUAAGAGGAAAGGCCUAUGAUGGGGUUGUCACAAAAAUGCCAUUUGUACCAACAAAAUAUUACAAGCCAUCCUAGACCAAAAUCCACCCCUUCCCAGCUCCAGGAUUUUCUGAUUGUUUCCCCUGUUUCUGAGUUCCUUUCCAUAAACUUUACAGCUGCUGCAAUCAAUACUAAUAUCCUUUUUGCUUCCAUUA